CACAAAAUGAACCAACCAAUGCAUCGAUAGAUGUAUACGGUGGACACGUGCAUGCUGAGUGAAAAAUUAGUCAGUCAAGUCAAUCAUCCGGCCACUUGACGAACACAGAGAAACACGCAGAGCUUAAAUUCAUUGCCCGACUUCAUCCAUAACACGCAUCAAGCGAGAACGGUCCUCAAGGCUGCCUGUCGCUCUGCCUCCCUAUCUAUCGCCUCCCCUUCCCUCUCCCCCGCAGCCGGCCCACUUGACCCACUACUACUCUCAAUGAAAGCGAUCAUCUCGUCAGCGGUGGUUUGUCCAUACUCAACACAGUCGCCGAUGGCCACGCCACACUUGAAGUUGCCACCUGCGAUAGGCAAUCACACACACGGUGAGCGUGUGAGUGGGUUACUGGUGCUUCAUCUCUCGUUUGUUCUUCAAUCACUCACCGACGAAGAGCCCCGGCACUUGGGCGAUCCCCUCUUCGGCCUCGGCGAGCAGCUCCAGGUGGCCCUUCUCGAAUUGCGGGAUGGCGCGGGGCCACACCUUGACGCCCAGCACUCGCGGCGGAGGCGCGUCAUCCUUCAACAGAAUCCUCUUGAUGUCUUGAUGCACCUACAACCACACACACACAGAUGUAUGGGGAGACAGGUGCAACGUGUCUGUCUGUUGCAUCGUGACCUGUUCGGCGAUUUGUUUGGGUGUGAGUUUGUUGAUGUCUUCGUCUUGCCGCCCGCCGAUGUACGAGUUGGUGAGCUCCAUGCCAUCGGGGCUCCUGUAGGGGAAGAGGCUGCUCGUCCAUAUCGUGCCCAGCGUCCGGAUCUUGUUCGCCCUCGGGAUGAGGUGGCCGAACCCGUAGAACCGCCGCCGCAUCGACGAUGAUGGGUACGCAAGAGCCACUGCAGCCACCGGCGGGUAGGCGAUCUCCUCAUACCGCUCCACUUGUGGCACCAUGUCCUUCAGCAGCCUGAGCAUGAGAUACAUAUCCAAAGGAGAGGGAAUGUCUGUCUGCUCACGGACGGAUGCUUUCGAGACUCUGUGACUCGUCAGCUCACUUGGCUGUGGCUGCUGCAGGUGUGGUGACAGCGAGGGCCUUGGCGUUGACGAUCCUUGUGCCGAAAGGGGUGUUGAAGAUGGCCCGGAAGCCGCCGUCGGGCAGCCUCUCUAUCUUGUCAACAGUCCAGCUGGUGCGGACCCUCUGAGGGCCCAUCCUCUUCUCAACCGCCUCACAGAGCAUCUUCAGUCCCUGAUGUAUGACGGAGAGGCGACACUUCGGGCUGUACACAAGUGCUGCUGCGCACAUGAUACGACUUACGUCUCGGAAAGAGCCCAGUUGUCCCGGUUUGACCUCCGGAAGAUCUGCGUCGGGGGGAUUCUCCUUUCUCUCCUGUGCCCGCUGCCUGAGCCGCAGGAUGGCUCCAUCAAGAAGACCCGGGCCACCCAUCUCCUGCAGAUUGUAGAUCCUCUUCAGAGCAGCCCUGACACGUACCCGCACGAGCCACAAGGAGAUGAGAGCCGACAGGCGUGCGAGUCCAUGCACUUGUCACCUCAUUGACAGGUUUGUGGGGUCGCCCGCGUACACUCCCGACACGAACGGGUCGAUGAGCUUCAUGAACGCCUCCUCACCCAAAUGACGCGACACAAACUCCCUUAUGGACUCCUCCCUACACAGCGCACACCAGGUAAGUAAUGUUUCGUUCUCUCUCAUGUGCCCGUCCUCCCAUGCGUGUUGACUCACUCUGUCGGUUUCGGAGGUACGAAUCCCAGUGCACCGAGGCCAGCCCGGAUCUUGCCGGGCCAAGAGAGAAGAUUAAAUGUGGGCAGGUCACCCAGACCGCCGGGGAGCUUGUACAGCUCCUCCUCCCAAAACACCCACCGUGGCUGCGAGCCAUCUGCACACACGCACAGGACAGGCAGGACCCAUUCAAAGUGCAUUCAGUCGUGAGCACCCGUCUGGCUGCUUGCAGUGGUUGGCUGACCGGCGAGUACGAGUUGGUCUUUCAAGCCGACAUCGGUAGCGAGUCGGAGGAUGGCAUCGUUGGGCUGGAAGGUGUUGGGUCCCUCCUCCCAUAUGAACUUGCCAUCCGUCCUCGAGAUGAUGUUGCCGCCCACCUUGUCACGCGCCUCAGUCACCAGCACAUCUGCUCCCUUCUUGAACAGACUCCACCCCAGGCUGCACCCAGUCAGCCCGCCUCCAACCACCAACACGUCGGUUUGCUCCUCGCCGUUACCGCCGAUGCUGCUGAUCAGUGACUUGAAUCUGUCCACUCCGUCCCAUGCUGCUCUCACAGAUGUCCGAGGCGGCCUCUGUGGCCGGCUAUGCGUUGGCAAGAUGAAUGCUGCCUUGCCAGCGGCAGCGGCGAUCUCCAGUACUGCAACCAGCAACACAGAGAUCCGCAUCUUCUGGCGAGAGAGCGGUUUCACGGAAUGUCCUAAGCGGCCUGACGGCCAAGUCCCAUGUCUUUCACGCACAAUCAAACGACGACACGCAACAGGAAUCACCCACGCACGCUCCACAUGCACAGAGGAACCCAAGGAACACACUCACGAGGCCUCCAGACCGACACCCACGGCCGGCCGCUGAAUACGAGUCGUUUGCUGGACUAAGUCGUAGAUCUGGCCGAGUCGCUCCUGAGAUGCGCCACCCCGGGCCUCCCCCACGCCGCAGAGCCGUCCCCCCUCGGCGCCGGAAGCUCCAUCCGCUAGAUACGGGUCAGUUGCAGGAUGGGAACCCCUCGACUCCGCUCGAAAGACGACUCCGUUCGGGUGCGCGUCGUCGGCGGAUCCCUGCCGCGCCUCGACUCGAGGACGGGCAGGAAGAAGUGACAUCGUCACUUCAUCGCCAAGUAGCGUGGAUCGGGUUGAAUCUUCU
Messenger RNA from Vitrella brassicaformis, 2851 nucleotides. Lineage: Eukaryota; Vitrellaceae. The record is from the annotation of a GenBank genome assembly.